GUGUUGGGAGACGGGAAAAUCUGAGCCGAGCAGGGCCGGGCUGUCCUAUCUUGUGUCCUGUCGUGUCCUGUCCUGCCGGGACACGUCGGGGGGAUCACAGGACUAUCAAGCUGUCCACUGAGAAAAACUGCAACUCCUCCGUGUUUGCCUGCUGCUUGCCAGAGAUUAAAGCUUCACCAGCUGCAGGAGUGCUGGGGGAAGCCGUCUGUCGAGAUUUCUCCCUCCCUUUGGCUCAUACAUAGUUCCCGUUCACCUCGGUUUUUAUGUUGUGGGAGGUACUGAGAGCCUUUGGGGGAGUGUUUUUUUUCUUUCCUGAGCCUGAAUAAAUCUUGCAGGAAGGCUGCAAACAGCCCAGGUAGAGAGGGAACUCCACCCUGCACCCGGGCAGGCCACAGCUAAUUGCCAUGAACUCUUGACCUGGACCUCACCACGUUGUUCGUGUGUAACUCUGCACAACGACGAUGGCUUCCAUCGAGGAGCGCACCUUCAUCGCCAUCAAGCCCGACGGCGUCCAGAGGGGGCUGGUCGGGGAGAUCAUCAAGCGCUUCGAGCAGAAAGGAUUCAAACUGGUGGCCAUGAAAUUAAUACAUGCCUCUGAAGACCUUCUGAGAGAACACUACAUUGACCUCAAGGACCGGCCCUUCUACGAUGGGCUGGUGCAGUACAUGCACUCGGGACCUGUUGUGGCCAUGGUGUGGGAAGGUCUUAACGUGAUUAAGACUGGAAGGGUGAUGCUGGGAGAAACUAAUCCAUUCGAUUCCAAGCCUGGCACUAUUCGUGGUGACUUCUGUGUUCAAGUGGGAAGGAACAUCAUUCAUGGAAGUGAUUCUGUGGAAAGCGCUGAGACGGAGAUCAAUUUAUGGUUCACUCCUGAAGAACUGGUUGAUUACCGAAGCUGUGCUCAUGAGUGGAUCUAUGACUAACACUGAGCCUGCAUCUUCUGAUAUCCCUCCUGCCCGUGAGCAGCUGCCAGCCUCUAGCUAUUCCAAAGCCCUGGUAGAAACCUCAGGAAUCUGUGAGAUUGCUCUGUUGUGAAUGUUAAAUAGAGCCAGUGUUUGCUGCUGCUUUGAUUUAAAAGCUGUCCAGUCAUAGAUGGAAUUGUACUUUUAAAAAGCUGCUUCUGGGGUUGAGAGAUAUGAGAUUAAGACACAGAGCAUAUGAAAAAUAUAUAUUUUCCUGGAACACUUUAUAGCCAUAGAGAGUAUUUUGGUAAAUAGAAAAAAAAAAUUUGGUCAGAAAAUGUCCAAUAAUUCCAUGUGCAAAUGGCUUGGUGUUAGAAGUUAACUUUGUUCAAAUGUUAAAGAACAACUGGUGGUUUGUGAGUAUAUUGCUAAGAUGUCCAAAUGCUGAGGAUUGAAUUUGAUAUCAAGUGUGCCCCAUGACCAAAACAGCUGCAGAAAAAAAGCCUAUUUCUCCCCCCAAAAUGCUCUGUGCCGGUACACAGAGCUCAGCUCUGAUUAACAUGACAACUGUCCUCCACACUAACACUGUUUUAACUUGCUUUUUUUCCCCCCACAUGGGAUUUAUUUAGCAUUUUAAGGAAAGAUUAACUGACCAGGCUUUAUGAAAUGCCCUUUUAUGUGAAAAGAAGAUUAAUGUGAGGAUGGAUGAGGGAGAUCUACCUUCAGCCACUUCACAGCAGCAGCCCUCUGGCAUUGCACAGAGCAAUAAGUGAUGUUUGCUUUGCUGGCUGAACAGCUGAUAAUUUAGGGUUUGAUAAUUCAGGUUUGUUCUCAUUUGUGUCCUUUCCAUAGUAGUUGGAACUACAAAGCAAACUGUCCUUGGAUGAAGUGUUUCAGAAGUGUUUUGUAUGAAUUUAAUGAUGUAAAGAAGUACAGUCAUAGUAAUGCUGUAGGUAUUUCAGUAGAGCUCUCUGCUUCUAUCAGAGAGAAACACCAGCCUCUUGCAGAACUUUUAGCAGCAAAAGUUGUACUGGAUGAGGAACAAGUUGGGAUUGAUAUUAUGUAUUUAUUUACCUGCAACAUUAUAUUCACUAAGAGCAAGUGUUUCAUGGAAUUAGUUGUUUGAACCCCACGAUUUUUUUCCCUAUAGUGAGACUCAAAUAAUGAACUGUGCAAUGUAUGUUGAACUGAAUGCUUAUGAUACUUUAUAGAGACAUUGAGCUCCUAAAAAAGAGAUGGUACAAAAUGAAGCAUUUGCUGUUUCUUAAGUGAAAUAAAAGGAUAUUUUAAUUAUA
Molecule: messenger RNA, 2197 nt
Organism: Corapipo altera (White-ruffed manakin)
Lineage: Eukaryota; Metazoa; Chordata; Aves; Passeriformes; Pipridae
Product: nucleoside diphosphate kinase-like
Exons: 6
Coding region: 462-923 (153 amino acids)
Biological process (GO): GTP biosynthetic process; UTP biosynthetic process; CTP biosynthetic process
Molecular function (GO): nucleoside diphosphate kinase activity
Source: RefSeq, a predicted model, not a curated record